This is a messenger RNA of Kickxella alabastrina, 711 nucleotides long. Its product is annotated as Metallo-dependent phosphatase-like protein. The transcript has a single exon. Gene Ontology annotation, molecular function: RNA lariat debranching enzyme activity. Gene Ontology annotation, biological process: mRNA splicing, via spliceosome. The annotation marks the transcript as partial. The record is from RefSeq and is a predicted model, not a curated record. NCBI's taxonomy places the organism in Eukaryota, Fungi, Kickxellomycota, Kickxellomycetes, Kickxellales, Kickxellaceae. Gene Ontology annotation, cellular component: nucleus.
AUGGGCAGAGCAAUUACUAUUGCAGUCGAAGGAUGCUGUCAUGGCAUGCUCGAUGAUAUAUAUGCCCAGCUGCUGACAAAAUCAAAAAAUAUGGGCAAGCGGGUUGACCUGCUCAUCAUCUGCGGCGACUUCCAGGCGAUCCGCAACGUGACUGAUCUCGAAUGCAUGGCUUGCCCCGACAAGUACAAGCAGCUGGGUGGAUUCUACCGCUACUACACGGGUGAGCGCGUAGCGCCCAUCCCGACGAUAUUUGUGGGCGGCAACCACGAAGCAGGUAAUCACAUGCGCGAGCUCUACUAUGGUGGAUGGGUUGCGCCAAAUAUAUACUUUAUGGGAAACUCUGGCGUGGUGAAGUUUGGCGGUCUGCGCAUCGGCGGUGUUUCGGGCAUCUACAAGGACUACGACUUUGUCAAGGGACACUACGAACGCCCCCCCUUUAGAGGACAUGCGCGGUCGUCGAUGCACCAUGUGCGGUCGUACGAGGCGUUCAAAAUGAUGCAGAUCAGGAAGCCGCUGGACAUAGUUGUGUCCCAUGAUUGGCCGCAGAAUAUUGAGCGAUUUGGAGAUACUGGGGGGCUGCUGCGCAGGAAACCGUUUUUCAGGCAAGAGAUCGAGGAGGGCAGGUUGGGCUCGCCGGUCAAUGCACUUUUGCUUGAGCGCCUGCGGCCGGCGUGGUGGUUUUCGGCACACAUGCAUUCGCGCUUUGAGGCA